Messenger RNA from Geodia barretti, 890 nucleotides. Lineage: Eukaryota; Metazoa; Porifera; Demospongiae; Tetractinellida; Geodiidae. The record is from the annotation of a GenBank genome assembly.
AUUGCACAUGUGUUGUACCUAGAAUGACAGUUGUACUGUGUGUUUAGUGUAUUAUGUGGAACUAUAACGCUGGUUUCUUGUCUCUCUGGAUGUUAAAUGGAGUGUUAAUUGCAGGUGAAGAGGUGGCCGAGGCACUCUUCAGUCAAUCUUUCUCCAUCGGUCAUCGCUACCCCAACCCCAGCUCCCUCUGGUCUUCCUCUUCCUCCCCAUUAUCUUCCUUUUCCUCUCUCACUCCAUUGAACACUCCUGCUUCUACCACCCAACAGCAACCUUCCUUCCCUGGCACAGGUCACCAGUUGGGUCAUGGCUCGUCGUCACUUGACUACAGCAGCCCCGCUGAGCCUCCAUCCCUCUCUUCCUCCUCUUCUGCAGCCUCCUUUUCUGCCCAAGGAUCAGCCGGUUACCCACAACACCCCUCACCCUCAUCUCCUCCCUCUGUCUCUGAUUCUAAGACAGUCUACACUGGACCUAGUAGCUCGUCUGACUCAAAGAGACAGACUAGUAGUUUGGGGGUUCACCCUGGGAGCUCUCUGCCUGCAGGCCCCUGUCCUCCUCCUGAUGCCAAACUCAGUGUCUUCUCCUCUACAUCCUCCUGUCGCAGCCUUCUUCCAGUGGAGGCCUCCCACUUCACAGCACUGGGCAAUCUCUAACAGAAGAGAAGACAUUUGACGAGGAGAGUGGUGCUCAGAAUGACCUCACCACUGACGAGGAAGACUCCGGGGAUUAUUACCCUCGGCGGCCACCUGCUAAAGAUCGUGGUACGUACAUAUUACGUACUUAAGUAUAGUAGUAGCUGUUGGAACUUGCCAACGAUAACAGGAAGGGAACUACAUAUGUAUAAUUACCAUCAUCCCACUUUCUGGGGAACAGCAUUUAGUAGAAUCAUGUGA